This is a messenger RNA of Synchiropus splendidus (mandarinfish), 963 nucleotides long. It is a transcript of the gene tmem170a, whose product is annotated as transmembrane protein 170A. Bases 75 to 560 code for a protein of 161 amino acids. NCBI's taxonomy places the organism in Eukaryota, Metazoa, Chordata, Actinopteri, Syngnathiformes, Callionymidae. Gene Ontology annotation, cellular component: endoplasmic reticulum membrane. The transcript is spliced from 2 exons. Gene Ontology annotation, biological process: endoplasmic reticulum tubular network organization. The record is from RefSeq and is a predicted model, not a curated record.
CGGUGACGUCACCCAGGUUUGUUUACAGCGGACCUGCUGCUCCUCCAGGGCCCAGGCUGGAUUCUCCGGGAACCAUGCCGGAAAGGUACCCCGACGUGGGCCUGUUCCAGCAAAUCAUGGGUCUGAACCUGGUUCCGAGGAAGAACGCCACGUUCCGGGGAAACGACACGUCGCUAAGCGACUUCUCGGAGAUGUGGUACGGCGUGUUCCUGUGGGCCACGGUCUCGUCCGUCAUCUUCCACCUGCCUGCAGCGCUGCUGGCCCUGGCCACGCUGAGGCAGCACAAAGUGGCUCGCUUCAUGCCCAUCGCCAUCAUGCUGAUGAGCAUCGUGGGGCCGGUGUGCGGCGGCGUCCUCACCAGUGAGUCACGUUCCCUCCGACAUCAGUCCAAUGCCCAUCCUUGCUGCCUUGCUAUCUUUCGUGUUUCAGGUGCCGCCAUCGCCGGGGUCUACAAGGCUGCCGGGAAGAAGAUGAUCCCUUUGGAGGCUCUGGUUUUUGGAGUCGGACAGUCCUUUUGUGUGCUCACCAUCUCCUUCUUCAGAGUCCUGGCCACGCUCUAGCACCAAACCCCUCAGCCAGACUUCUUGUUUCCACAUUCCUGAAGCUGAAAGAGGAAACACUUCUUGGAAGAAGAGCCAACUUUUAUGCAACUUUUCUUCUGGCCUUAAUUUUCUAACCUCUCCUCAGCGCUCCGGACUCUAAUACAAAUCAAAGAUGCUGUGGUUCCUGGAACAUGAGCUCUGGAAACGGUCAGGUCGCACAGUGUUCCAUCAUCGGCGGGUGAUGAACUAUUAGGAAGCUAUGAAUGUAUUUAUCUGCAAUUUAUUUAUGAUUUUAAGUUGGUGUUUUUAGAUGUCGCACACUGGUUCCUCUCACUUCUGAGUCAGUCACAGCCGAGGAUUAAGUGAAUCUAUUUUUACUAGAAUGUCUGUUCCACACUGGAAUUAAAGUUGUUCAAACCAA